Messenger RNA from Labrus mixtus (cuckoo wrasse), 1715 nucleotides. RefSeq names its product cytosolic 5'-nucleotidase 3A-like. Lineage: Eukaryota; Metazoa; Chordata; Actinopteri; Labriformes; Labridae. Gene Ontology annotation, cellular component: cytoplasm. The coding region runs from base 156 to 1025 and encodes 289 amino acids. The transcript has 9 exons. Gene Ontology annotation, molecular function: magnesium ion binding; 5'-nucleotidase activity. The record is from RefSeq and is a predicted model, not a curated record.
UUCGACAGUACCCGGAAGGCAGCGGAACUGCUCGAGCUAACACAGAUGACUCGGUCGCUAACCUAGCAACAGUAACGUUACAUGUCAACGAAGAAAACUGUUUGUACGCCUUUUGUCAACACAAACUCAUCCGACCAGCAGCGUAAUUCAGGAAAAUGAUUCCAGAGUUGUCCAACCCGUCCGUGCUUAUGAAGGACCCCCAGAGGGUCCAGGAGAUCCUUGAGUCCAUGGUGAAGGCUGGCUCCAACACCGUGCAGGUGAUCUCGGACUUCGACAUGACCCUGACACGAUUUGCAUACAACGGAAAGAGGUGUCCUACCUGUCACAAUAUUCUCGACAACAGCAAACUUAUCACCAACGAGUGCAGGGAGAAGCUGAAGGAGCUGCUCAACACUUACUACCCAAUAGAAAUUGACUCUGCACGAUCAAUUGAAGAAAAGCUACCCCUUAUGGUGCAGUGGUGGACUAAAGCCCAUGAACUUCUGGUUCAGCAGGAGAUUAAGAAGGACCUGCUGGCCAUGGUGGUGCGAGAGUCUGAUGCCAUGCUGAGGGAGGGAUACCAACUCUUCUUUGACCACCUGCAUGAGCACAGCAUCCCUCUGCUCAUCUUCUCUGCGGGGAUCGGAGACAUUUUAGAAGAGGUUAUUCGCCAGGCCGGUGUCUUCCACUCCAAUGUCAAAGUGUUCUCCAACUACAUGGACUUUGAUGAAACUGGAGUAUUGAAGGCUUUUAAGGGAGAGCUGAUUCACAUCUACAACAAAAGGGAAGGAGCGCUGCUCAACACGGGCCACUUCGAGGAGCUGCGGACGCGGCCUAACGUACUGCUAUUGGGAGACUCUCUGGGAGAUCUGACCAUGGCUGAUGGGGUGCAGGACAUGGAAAACAUCCUAAAGAUUGGCUUCCUCAAUGACAAGGUGGAGGAGAGGAAGCAGUCUUACUUGGACUCGUAUGAUAUUGUUUUGGUAAAAGAUGAGACUUUGGAAGUCCCUAAUGCCAUGAUGCUCUACCUCACUGGGAAUAAGUGAACUGGGAAUACCACUGGCCAGUUGGUUUUUGACACUCCAGCGCUGUCAGCUGAAGAGGCCCCCGCUCUGAAGUGUCAGUUGAAGGCUAAUCUUUUUCUUCAUACUCUAUUUUUACAAAACUAUACACCAGUCCAGUUGAAAGUUACCACUCACGUACACCAUGUCACCCUUUAAUAUCUUUGUCCAUCGGCCUCCCUCAUGGCUGGAUGGUGAAACUCAUUUAGUACCAUACUGUGUGUGAUGGAGGCCAGAUUUCCCGCGAAGCAUGUAAGGUUUUUGUGAGGUCAUGAGUGUUUUUAUUUUGUUUUGGGGCGGACGAUGUCGUUGUUUUUUUUUUUUUUUUGUGGUUUUUUUUCAUAAAAGUUUUGGUCUUCUUAGAAGAAGUCAUGAUAAAGGGAACAAAAAAUGCACAACAUGAAUGGCAGCACUUCUCUCCACAUUUACAAUGAAACAGAUGUCCAGCCUCUAACAUAAAGCUUUUUUUACAGUUAAUUUUUAAUCCAAUGAUUUAAAUAAGUGUGUUUUACCGUCAAGUCUUCCUGUUACUGCUCACAUUUUCAAACAUGCUGUGCUGUUUCUUUUUUUGUUUAAGGAAACUGUUUUUUAUAACACCAAGGUUUUGUGUUGGAAUAGGACAACUGUACUAAGAAACAGACUAACUUACCGACAAAAAUAAAAAUGCAAAGCUUU